This is a messenger RNA of Sorghum bicolor (sorghum), 1961 nucleotides long. RefSeq names its product BRCA1-associated protein. Gene Ontology annotation, molecular function: zinc ion binding; ubiquitin protein ligase activity. The record is from RefSeq and is a predicted model, not a curated record. The transcript is spliced from 12 exons. Gene Ontology annotation, biological process: Ras protein signal transduction; protein ubiquitination. Gene Ontology annotation, cellular component: cytoplasm. Lineage: Eukaryota; Viridiplantae; Streptophyta; Magnoliopsida; Poales; Poaceae. Bases 22 to 1581 code for a protein of 519 amino acids.
UGUCGAACUGGUGGGACCGAGAUGCGCACGGCGCGUAACCAAGGAACCCUUUUACAGAAAGACCCCUCCCUUCAAUGGUGUUCUCUAGGGGACCUAGCUGAUUUCCUCGCCGUCGCCUUGCCUCCGGCCAUGGCGACCGGUGGCAAGCCCGCUGCUCCUCAGCCACCUCCCGCCGCGCCCUCCUCCUCUGACCGCGCGCUGGAGUCAGUCCACUUCUCCUCGGGAAACCCUCGCAUCGAGGAGACCCGAGGCGUCGUCGUCCUCCACCCCGACCCGCCCGCCGCCGCCUCCUGGUCUCAUCUCCCGGUGGGGAGGAAGCCGCGGGUGUGCGUGCUCGCCGUGCCCAAUCACAUGACCUACGCCGACUUCUGCCGUUUCUGCGGUGCCUUCGUCCCCCACACGCUCGAGAUGCGCAUCGUCAGAACUGAUGGAGCAGAGGACCAGUACAGUGUUCUUAUAAAUUUUGACACUCAGAGCUCCACAGACAGCUUCUAUAAGCACUUCAAUGGGAAGCAGUUCUCUUCGCUGGAGGGGGAUGUUUGCCAAGUCCGUUUUGUGGAAGAUGUGCACUACACUCAAUUGAUUGAGCAUGCACAUACCUCGGUUACAAACUUGGCUGAGCAACCUACGUGCCCAGUAUGUCUUGAACGACUUGACCAAGAUCCUGGAGGUAUUCUCACAACAAUCUGCAACCAUUCUUUCCACUGUUCUUGCAUAUCAAAAUGGACAGACUCCUCAUGCCCGGUCUGCAGAUAUUGUCAGCAGCAACCAGAGAAAUCCAUGUGUUCUAUUUGCGGAACUUUGGAGAAUCUUUGGAUAUGUCUAAUCUGUGGCCAUGUUGGCUGUGGAAGGUACAAAGGUGGACAUGCUAUUGAACACUGGAAGGAAACACAACAUUGCUAUUCACUUGAGUUAGAGACACAGAAAGUUUGGGACUAUGCUGGGGACAACUAUGUCCAUCGGCUUAUUCAGUCAAAAACAGAUGGAAAGCUAGUUGAGUACAAUUGCCAUGAUGAUCACACAGCAGAGAGCACGUGUUCACUAUGCAGUGGUGAUGCCGCAAUGAGUGAAGCUCUACUAAACAGUAAAUUUGAAGCUAUUGUUGAAGAGUACAAUGAUCUUGUUACAUUUCAACUUGAAAAGCAAAGAAAUUACUAUGAGUCACUUCUACUAGAAGUCAAAGAGGAAACUGAGAGAGAAAUUUCUGCUGCUACUGAGAAAGCCAUGAGCAUAAAACUCCAAAAGUUGGAAGCAAAGUUUGAAAAGUUCAGGGAAGAGAAAAGAUUUCUUGAUGAAGUUAAUGGCAAUCUUGUCAAGAAUCAGGAGAUGUGGAUUGAAACGAUACGAAAAGCACAAGCAAGGGAGCAAGCUGCCCUUAGAUUAAAAGAUGAGAAGAUUGAGAAACUUCAAGAAGAGCUAAGAGGUUUGAUAGCCCAUUUCGAGUGCCAAAGUGCCAUUGCACAAGCUCAAGAUUCGUUCUCAAGUGAUAUACCAGGGGACAUGAUUCUUCCGGUAGCAUCAGAAUCAUCCUCGAGCGGCGGUGACCCUGUUGGUGGCACUAGAAACGGGAAGCAGAAUUGAGUUUUGACACCACAAUCUGCACCCGUUAUAAAGCACGUUUGACUGUUAUAGGGACCUAGGUAUAUUCUUGCUUCCAAACCCCCACCCUUUGUAUGUUCAGUUAGGGUAACACACAUUUGUCAGUUGUCACCUCACUGCCCCUCAAGUCUAUUGUCAUUAGCCGCUAGUAGUGUGUACCAUAGUGGUAUAGUAUCAGAGAUUCCACGGCAGGAAUUGCAAAGUUUUUUUUAAUACUUUGGGUGAAGCAGUGAUAUCAGGAAGUGCAAAUUAACACUUCAGUUCAUGGUUUCGGAUCCUUAUCUUUUUGUGUUUAGGGAUUUCAGAUCCUUAUCCUUAUAACUAACAUUAAUGGUAUUAACAAGUCAUGUUUGACUGUGACA